AGAUCCUCAAUCAUUAAUAGGACGAAGAUACUGAAAACAAAAGUUUGAGGACCACUGUCCGGGCUACGCGCUGCUUCAGGGACAAGAGGCUACUGAUCCGGUGGGAUUAAGGGGUUAGUAAAAGGGAUUAAGCGGACUGAGGUUUCGAGGACUGUUUUCCCUUCCCACCUGGCCUGGCCGAUGGCAUCAAUCAGCCCACCAACAAGCAUUUAUUAACCUUCUGUGUGUCAAGCGCGGGGGUAGAUGCUGAGGAUGGCAAGAGAAAGUUAGACCGUCCCCCGGAGGAACACACAGAGGGACGCGGCACGGAGCGCCCGCUGCUCGGCUUUCAGCUGAGAAACCUUUAUCUAGGGCGCCGUCCAGGAAGGCAGCCGAUGAUAGGGAGGGAAGCUCGGGUCAUAAGGAGGGAGUCAUCUGCAUAAAGACGAUAAGAAAGCCCGGGUGAGCCGAUCAAGUCACAGUAGGGAAAGGCCCAGCACUCGCAGGAGGCCCUUCCCGACGAGCGGGCUAUGGAGAGAGGGCCCAGAAAGGAGCCCAAGCAGCAGCCGGACAGGGAGGAUGGAGGCUGGUGGAGGAGCUGGCUGCAGCAGAGCUACCAGGUUGUCAAAGAGAAGUCCACAGAAGCCCUAGAAUUCAUGAAACGCGACCUUACUGAAUUCAGCCAAGUGGUCCAGCAUGACACAGCCUGCACCAUCGCAGCCACUGCCAGUGUGGUCAAGGAAAAGCUGACUACUGAAGGUUCUUCAGGAGCAACAGAGAAGAUGAAGAAGGGACUAUCUGACUUUCUCGGAGUGAUCUCAGACACGUUUGCCCCUUCUCCUGACAAAACCAUUGAUUGUGAUGUCAUUACCCUGAUGGGCACACCUUCAGGAACAACCGAACUUUAUGAUAGUGCCAAGGCUCGUCUGUAUAGCCUACAGUCAGACCCAGCAACGUACUGUAAUGAGCCUGAUGGGCCUCCAGAGCUAUUUGACACCUGGCUAUCUCAGUUCCAUUUGGAGGAAAAGAAAGAUGAAAUCUCCAAUCUGCUCAUCAGCAGCCCCUCCAUCCGGGCUCUCUAUACUAAGAUGGUCCCAGCAGCUGUUUCCCACUCAGAAUUCUGGCACCGAUAUUUCUAUAGGCUCCACCACUUAGAACAGGAAGAGGCACGGAGGGAUGCUCUAAAACAACGGGCAGAACAAAGUGUCUCUGAGGAACCAGGCUGGGAGGAAGAGGAAGAAGGACCCUUGGCAACAGCUCAGCUGAAUGAGCAAUCCCAAGAAGAGGGAAAAGCUGCCGUAUUAAGCCCUGCCUCGGCUGCGAAGGGCCAGGCCAGCAGUCCUCAGAGUCCUUCUGAGGAGAGUCUGGGAACUUUGGCUUCCCCCUCAGCAGAGGUCACCCCUUCAGAAAGCAGCGAGAGCGUCUCCCUUGUGACCCAGGUCAUCAAUCCUGCUUUUACACCUGAAGCCCCAGCACCGGUGCAGACAGCCCCUGCUAAGGACCUCUCCCAAAAGCUUUUGGAAGCUACUUUGGAAGACCAAGUUCCCACAGCUGAUACAGGAGAGACGGGCCCACCUCCCGUGGAACGGCCCAAGCCUUCAGCCCCUGCUGGGCGUCCAAGCAGCUCUGAGCCCAAGCCAGUUAUCAGAGUAGAGACUCUGAGAGAGGAGGGACCAACAGACUUACGGGUGUUUGAAUUGAACUCAGACAGUGGGAAGUCUACACCUUCCAACAAUGGCAAGAAAGGUUCCAGUACUGACAUCAGUGAAGACUGGGAGAAGGACUUUGAUCUGGACAUGACUGAGGAGGAGGUGCAGCUGGCUCUGUCCAAAGCUGAUGGAUCUGGAGAGCUGGAAGACGUGGAGUGGGAGGACUGGGAAUGAGACGGGGCUUGGAGAGAGCAGCCCCUCCAUGCAGGCCCCCAGCCCCUUGUCAGCCCACUCCUGGAUGGCGCCCCGGACACUUCUCCAUUCACCCUGUGCUGUCUGCUCCAUCUUCUGAAUACAACCCACGCCCCCCUCCUGGAAGGGAGGCCUUUCCACAGGGCUCUUCCAGAAAGGACCUCCCUGAGGCCAGACCGUGUCUUGUGACCCGUGCCAAUUCUCGGGGUGGGGGACACCCACCGGUACUCCCCCUCUGAAGAGCCUGUAUUACUCUGCUAUAACCCCACUGCCCCCGGGCAGGCCCUGCAGCGGCCGCCUCUCCACCGGCCUGCUUGUGGGGGGAGCCACACCUACAGCCACUUUGAGUCCGAGCCCCCAGUGGUGCCCUCUGCUCCCCUCCAUGUCCUGUCUUUGAGCUCAAAGAGACGAAGGGACAACUUGUGAAACCCCCCGUCCUGCCUUAGGUCUACUUCCAUCUCUCCCCGAGCAGCUACUUUACCUCCGUCAUGUCUUUCCCCACCCUACCAUAGGUGGCCUUCUUUGUCUGACUGCUGGCUGGGGGAGUGAAGGGGCUGACAUUAGGACGACAACGAUGUUCGCUUCUCCUCUAGGGAAUGGGGGGGGGGCCAUGUCCGUGUCGUAGGGGAUGCCUCUUCCCUUGCCAGACCUUUUCUUCUCUGUUCAAAGGCUGGAGUGAUCUUUGUCUUUCAGAUUCUAAGUGAGUGCUAUAGUAGAGAUUGGGGACCAGUGCUGCCCCCCCAUCACCACGAUCCCGGUAUUUCACAGUCACCCUCUCCCAGUGCCUCUUGUACAGCACCUGCUUCUCAGACCUGCGGGAGCUGGGAUAGUCACAGACCUUUGGGUCUGUGAGGCCAUGCUCUCCUUGCAUUUCUUGCUCUGUCUCUCCUGCUGCCCAAGCCAAGAGCAGCAGCCUUCAAGCUUUUCUCUUGUUCCUUGGUUGGGGGUGGAUGGACCGUCUCCAGUCCCUUUCCUUGGGACUCUAGGAAACACACCAUGUGGAAUGUAACUGCUUCACAAGCAGGAUAGAAGGUCAGUGUCUCUGAGAACCCUUUUUCAGCCUUCAUUGGGUAAGCCAUGAGACCCCCUCCCUUCUCCCCCAUUGCUUCUCUUUGAGGCAUGUGCUGUGGGGCAGGCCCAUGCUCAUCUGCUCCUGCCUCCUGACAACAUUUGGCUAGUGUGGAUUUUUCCUCACUCCUCUGGUGUCCAUGGAUCUGGGGAAGGCUUCUGUGCAUUCAUUCUCUGCCUCCUUCUCUGGGUGGGGAAGGGCUUUCUGGGGUUCCUGAACACCCUCAUGCUGCUUCCAGGCUAGUGUGUCUGACAACCAAUUUAAAAGGGUCAGCGUCAUGGGAUAAGGGGAGGGUGGCAAUCAGUCAUGUUCAUCAAGAAAGUCAAGUUGGGGAAAAUGCUGAAUCUUUCUCGGGGGUGGGGGUGGGGUGGGGGUAUUCUCUUUGUAAUGUUUAGUUUAACCUUUUUGGUUGUUUGUGCAAUAUUAUAUAUUUUAAAUUAUAAUGCAUCUCCCCAGAGCAUUUUGUAGCUGGGGGAAAAAAAAGAUUCUAACAGCUGUUAGUUUUGUAAUUUAAAAAUCCCACAAAGAAACUUUGUCCUGAACCUUUUGCAGAGUUGCAGUUAACAGCUAUUAAAGACAUUCGACAUUA
Molecule: messenger RNA, 3538 nt
Organism: Sarcophilus harrisii (Tasmanian devil)
Lineage: Eukaryota; Metazoa; Chordata; Mammalia; Dasyuromorphia; Dasyuridae
Gene: BSDC1
Product: BSD domain containing 1
Exons: 11
Coding region: 510-1862 (450 amino acids)
Cellular component (GO): cytoplasm
Source: RefSeq, a predicted model, not a curated record